AUUUUCCGUUUUUUUUUUUAUUUUUUGUAAUUUUUCAAAAAAUUUGGAUAAGAAAAACUUAAAAGUUCAAGAAAAUAUACAUAAAAAUAAUAUAUUCUUUGUUAUUUUUUAAAAAAUAUACUUUACAAUCUAAAAUGAAUUUUUAAUAUUUUAGAAAUUGAAAAAGGUAACGACAUUUUACACAUUGAAAGUUUAUUAAAAACAAAUACCAGAACAUUUGUAUUUGAAAGAGACAUCGAUUGUUUGUAUUUUUUGUAAGUGUCAUUGUCAACAAGGAAGAAAACUUUUUUUCAACUUGUCACAAAUAUUCAUCUAAUAUUAUAUACCGUUAAAUUUUUCACUAUACACUUAUAAUAAUCUUAGAAUAUUUUUUGUAUUUAAGGCUAAUUCGAUAUUAAAAUAAAUUGAAAAAUUUAAUUAAUUAAAAAAGAAAAUAAAAUCACCUAUGUACCUAUAUAUAUAAAAUGGAAUCAAUAGUUCAACAGCAACAAAAUCACCAAUACAACAUACCAUCAACGACAAUUGAAAAAGCCGAUAUAAAUACAACAGAAAAUAUUACUACAUUUAGUGACGCAAUAACUAAUAACGAUAACAAUGCUUACAUUUCAACCACAAAAGCUAUUAGCACUACUACAACCGUUACAAAUACCAAUAUAACUGAAUGUAUUAACACUACUAAUGAAAAUUAUCAAAAUAAAAGCUUUCAUUCAAAAAAUUCAAAUUGCAAUACAAAUGAAACUAACACAAAUUCAAAUACAAUACUACAAGAGCAACUUAAACCACAAAAUGAUCACGCUAAUUCUUCCAAUAUCGACGACAGCAAUGAUGAUGUUAAUAAAUUUGAAUAUAAUAAAAUAAAUAUUAAAUAUGACGAUGAUGAUGGUAAUAACAAUGAUAAUGAUGAUGAUGAUGAUGAUAAAAAAAAUUCUAUUAAAUUAGAAAAUAAAAAUAAUAAUACUCAUAAAUUAAUCGCUGAUGGUAAAAAUAUUGAUAAAAUUUAUAAAAUAAACGCAACGAAUGAUGACGAAACAAUUGAAAAUUUUAUGAGAAAAAGCUCCUCUUCAUCAACAACGAAUCUACGUUUAAAUUUCCCUAAAAGUCAUACAUGCGGUAGUCUUUUUGCAAAUUGUAACUGUGAUAGUAGUAAAAUAAAUUUAAUAACAAAAUCGGCUGCACAAGAUUUUUCAACUACAAAAAAAUCAAUAAUUGUUACGAAUUCAAAUGAAAAAAAAUUAAAAAAUAAUCAAAUUAAUAAUGAUGAAAUUACAACAAAAAAUUCCAAUAAAUCAUUAUUACAAAAUGAUAACAUAGAAUAUAAUUUAAAUUUAAUAGAUGCUAAUGAAAGCUCAAUUUCCUCUCAAAAAUUUUUAAAUUUAAAUCUUUUAAAAGAUAAUUGUAGCAAUAAUUUUCAAGCUACAGAAGAAAAAAUAUUAAAAACAAUUACUACUACCCAACAAACUAAACCGCAACAAGAUCAAAAUAAUUGUUGCUUUCUACCAAAUUCAAAGAAUGAAAACGACAAUUUAAUUUUAAAAAAAAAUCAAAAUGAUAAUAAUCCCAGCUAUUCUAGUAGUGGAUUAAAAACUGUAAAACCGGACGGUUGUAUUUUAAGAAAAACUUCGCAACAAAAUAAAUCUUUAAAUAAUUGUAAAAGAAAAAAUCGAAAAAUUUUUCAAUCAUUUUGUCAUCCCGAUACAAGUUUUAUUUUCACCGAUGAAAAUUGUAAUCCAAAUCUUUCAAAUUCAAAUAAUCAAAUAAGAACAAUAAUAACAAAAAGUGGUAAUAUUUGUGUUAAACAUCCGAAACGUUCAUCAUCACCGAAUAUUGGAAAUUUUACAAUAUUAGAUGUUCAUCCGGAAGUUUUAGUUAAAAUACAUAAAUCAGACCCAAAUCUAAAAAGAAUUGAUAAAAAAUCAUCAAUUGAAUCACAAUCAUCAGUAUCAUCAAUUGAUUCAUCAAUAACAACAUCAUCAUCAUCUUCAACAUCUUUAUGUUCAAUAAAAUCAAAUACAAAUAAUAUUGAAAGAAAAAUACAAUUAAAUAGUGAAAAUUUAUUAAAUUCUGAAAAAAAUAUCGAACAAAGUGAAAAUAGUUUUAUAACACAAAAAUCACAUGUUAACGUUAAUCGAAAAAAUUCAGUUGAUCUUAAUAAUUUUAAAGAAAUCAAUUAUAAAAUUUCACCAAAGCUUAGUUUACCAAAUUUACCAAUUGAACAAAUUAAUAUUAAUAAUAUUGUUAAUAUAAAAGAUAAAAAGUUAGAAUUGAAUUGUUUACCUAAUGGUAAACCACACAGUAAUUCAGAAUCAGAAAAAUUUUCAAAUUCAGAAUUAAAAAAUUCAAAAUUAGAAUCAGCUCAAAAAUAUUUUCAAGAAUCUGGAAUUUUGGGACCAAAUAUUAAGGCUGAAAAAGUUAAUAAAUUAAUAAGAAAAACAUCAAAAAUUAUACAGGAUUCAAAUUUUAUUGAGCAUGUGCGUAAAAAUUCUAAAAUAAUUUUAUGUAAUUCACCAACACCAAUAAAAAAAACUAUUAAAAUUAUGAAUGAAGACGAAAAUAAUACAAUAAAAGGAAAUAAUUUUUUGGAAAAUACCAUCAGUGAAUUAUGUGAUAAAGGAGUUAAUAAUACAACAACAACUAAUAUGAAUUUUAAUAAAUUUGAAAAUAAUUCACAAUUGAAUAUUGAAAAUCAACAACAACAUCAAAAUAUCUUUGAAAAAUUAAAUAAUGAUAGUGAAUUAAAUUGUUGUAAUUGUAAUAAACGUAUUAAAAUCUUAACCGAAGAAAUUGAUAAUUUAAAAGAAAUAAUUAAUAGACGUGAUACUGAAAUUCAUAAAUUAAAAAGAGAAAUACAUAAAUUAAAGAGCGUUUUACAACAAACAAAUGUAAAUCAAAUACUUUUAAAUGAGAAAAAUAUUUUCCAACAAAAGCAUCAAAAUAAUUAUAGACAACAAAAUACAGUAGUUGCAGCCGGAACAUCAUCAUCGUCUUCGACAAUACAAAAUUCUUCAAAUCAUCAUCAUCAUCAUUCACAUCAUCAUCACCAACAUCAUCAACUUCAACAUGGAAAACAAGAAAAUUCAAUUAUUACUGAUUAUGAUUCAACAGAUAAUAGUAAAUUAAUCAAUGGUGAAUACAAUUAUGUUGGAUUAGUUGGAGCUCCAUCUAUAAUUAAAAGUAAUUAUGAUAAAAAAUUAAUCAAAGCAAAGAGUCAUGAUCAAGAUACCUUGCUUAAAGAUAAAAAUAAUUUAGAAAAUACUUGUUCAUUAUGUAUAUCAAAGCGUUCUAGUUAUCAACCGACAACAGCACCGGUAGUAGUUGUUAAAAAACAAGGUGUAUCAGGUGAAAGUUGUGAUGCAACAAAUAAUCGAUCACAAAAUAUUCCAAUACCAAAAUAUGAAAAGGAUUUUAGAUCAAAACAACUUAUUAAAGAUGCCAUUAUGGACAAUGAUUUUCUUAAAAAUAUUGAUUCAACUCAAGUUCGUGAACUUGUUGAAUCAAUGUAUAAUUUAGAUGUUGCAAAUGGUGAAUUUGUUAUUAGAGAAGGUGACAUCGGUUCUCAUUUAUAUGUAUCAGCUGAAGGACAUUUUGAAGUUAUUAAAAAUGAUAUUGUAUUGGGUACAAUGGGUCCGGGUAAAGCAUUUGGUGAAUUAGCAAUUUUAUAUAAUUGUACAAGAACAGCAUCAAUAAGGGUUAUAUCAGAUGAUGCACGUGUAUGGGUAUUAGAUAGAAGAAUAUUUCAACAAAUUAUGAUGAGAACUGGUAUGCAAAGAAUUGAAGAGAAUAUAAGAUUUUUAAAAUCAGUACCAUUGUUAAAAAAUUUAUCUAGUGAUGUUUUGGCUAAAAUUGCUGAUGUAUUAGAAGUUGAAUUUUAUCCUGCCGGUACCUAUAUAAUACGUCAAGGUGCCAGCGGGGAUACAUUCUUUUUAAUAAGUCAAGGUACUGUUAAAGUAACACAAAAACUAGGAAAUUUACAAGAGGAAAAGGAAAUUCGAACUUUACAACGUGGUGAUUAUUUUGGUGAACAAGCAUUAAUAAAUGUCGAUAAAAGAACAGCUAAUAUAAUUGCAAUGACACCUGGCGUUGAAUGUUUAACACUUGAUCGUGAUUCAUUUAAUCAUUUAAUUGGUGAUUUAUGUGAAUUAAAAGAAAAAAAUUAUGGUGAUGAAAAUCGUAUAUUAGCUAUGAAAUUUUCUGAUGAAAAAGAAAUUAAAGUAUUUGGUACCAAUAUUGUACAAGAAUUUCCCGAACUAAAAUUAACUGACUUGGAAAUUGUUGCAACAUUAGGAAUUGGUGGUUUUGGUCGUGUUGAAUUAAUAAAAUGCUACCAUGAAAAUCGUAUAGCAACAUAUGCCCUUAAAUGUUUAAAAAAGAAACAUAUAAUUGAUACGAGACAAGAAGAACAUGUAUUUAGUGAAAGAACAAUUAUGUUGACAUGUAAAUCACCAUUUAUAUGCCGUUUAUAUAGAACAUUUCGUGAUGAAAAAUAUUUAUAUAUGUUAUUGGAAGCCUGUAUGGGUGGUGAAGUAUGGACAAUGCUUAGAGAUCGUGGUAAUUUUAAUGAAGAACAAACACAAUUUAUAACUGGUUGUGUAUUACAAGCAUUUGAAUAUUUACAUUCAAGAAAUAUUAUUUAUAGAGAUUUAAAACCAGAAAAUUUAAUGUUAAGUGAACAAGGAUAUGUUAAGUUGGUUGAUUUUGGAUUUGCAAAAUAUAUUGGAAAUAGUCAAAAAACGUGGACAUUUUGUGGUACACCAGAAUAUGUUGCACCUGAAAUUAUAUUAAACAAAGGACAUGAUCGAGCUGUUGAUUAUUGGGCUCUUGGUAUAUUAAUUCAUGAACUAUUAAAUGGAACACCACCAUUUACGGCCAAUGAUCCCAUGAAAACAUAUAAUAUUAUCCUUAAAGGAAUUGAUAUGAUAGAUUUUCCAAAACAUAUGCCAAAAUCUGCAGUAACAUUAAUAAAAAAAUUAUGCCGUGAUGUACCAGCUGAACGUCUUGGUUAUUCAAAAGGCGGAAUUGAGGAUAUUAAAAAACAUAAAUGGUUUCAAGGAUUCGAUUGGGAUAGUCUAGCAAAUUUAACAUUAAUACCACCAUUUUUACGGCCAGUAACAAAUCCUUUAGAUACAUCCUAUUUUGAUAAAUUUCCUGCUGAUACAGAUAUACCACCAGACGAAACAUCCGGUUGGGAUUCAGAUUUUUAAAAGGAAGAAUCAUAAAAAAUAAUGAAUAUAGAAGAAAAACAACAAAUAAAAAUAAUAAAAAUUGUAAUGGAAAAUAUUUUAUCAUACUUUUUUUUUGCUAUUUUUUUUGGUAUUUCUGUUUUCCUGCAUAUUAUGUACGUAAUAUACGAUUGUACAUAUGUGUAUGGUGAAUGAAAUUACAUAUCAAGAUAUGCAUAUACAAGUGAAAAUGUAACCAUAUAAAUAAAUUGUUAAUUUUAAUAAAAAAAUUCAAGACUUUUUUGAAUUAGAAAUGUGCAUGUAAUUUAUAUAUACAUAUAAGCGUAUACUUAUACAUAAGUAUACUUAUAUAAACUAUAUAUAUACCUACAUAUUAUUUUUUUCUAGUACAUAAACGUAUGGUUUUUAAUUUGUAAAUUUGGAAUAUUUUUGAGUCGAACUUUAAACCAAAAACACAAAACAAAAGAGUAAUAAGAUUAGAUUCAUGUUUGUAGGUCUAUCUUAGAAUAACAGCUGCAGCCCGAUUCUAUACUUUACUGCACAAAACAAUCUGCUCUAGUUUGUAAUUCUGCAAAAACUUUUCUGGAAAAUUUGCAGCAAAAAACUAAUACUAUACUUUCCUGCUGUUGUUUGUUAAUUUUUGUUUUGACUGUCUUUUGUGUUUUGACAUUUAUUGGAAACAUGAGCUUUUAUUUACAAAGCUAGUGCAUAUUAUAAGACCUGAGUUCGCAGAGAUUGUACACAUCUAAAUAACUAAACAAAAUAGUACUCUCUAUCAAAAUUACUUUCUUUUCUGUCAAAUUUGAAGUUUCAUUUUGUGACAUCUACUAUCCACUUGUCACUUAAUUUGUAAUUGAAAAAAAAUUUGUAUACAAUGACAUGCCAUUACCCACUUGUUACAUCUUCUAGUGUUUUUUUUUAAAUUCUUGAAUACAUACGCAAACUUAUUAUGAAGUGAUUUAAUUAAAAGUGUCAUAUUAAAUGAAUACUAAGUUCGAUUUUUUUAAGUACUCAAAUUUACUUUUAUAAUCACUUUAACUUUUUAUUUAUAAAUAAAAAAAAUUAAAAAUCUACUAAUAUCAUUUAAUUUUAUAGAUUUUUAUUAACUUUUUAGCUUUAAUUUUCUUCUUAUUCCCAAUAGAGCUUAAAGUUUUAGUUAAAAAAUUAAACAAAUUUUGAACAAGGGUAUAUUUGAAAUGGUUUGUAUUUGAAAUAAAUACAUCUUAAGUACAUAUCUAUGAAAAAAAAACAAAUUAUCAAUCAAUAUUUAAAGCCGUAAAGUUAUUAAAUAUCGUAGAUUCUAAAAUAUCUAAAAUUAUUUGAAAAAAAAGCAACUGAA
This is a messenger RNA of Condylostylus longicornis, 6516 nucleotides long. Its product is annotated as probable serine/threonine-protein kinase DDB_G0282963. Gene Ontology annotation, molecular function: ATP binding; cGMP-dependent protein kinase activity. Bases 465 to 5198 code for a protein of 1577 amino acids. The transcript is spliced from 10 exons. The record is from RefSeq and is a predicted model, not a curated record. Gene Ontology annotation, biological process: protein phosphorylation. Lineage: Eukaryota; Metazoa; Arthropoda; Insecta; Diptera; Dolichopodidae.